GAAACGCGUCGCAGCCAAGAAAGUUGAGCAGCAGUCAGAAGGAACUUCGGGAGUGAUGCGCGAUCUGCGAGUAAUGGACGGGCCCGGAGCAGAAGGAGCUACUCUGGAGAGGAGAAAGUUUCAUCGCUUUUAAAUCCAUAACAAUAGCUUUCUGAAGGGAGGACAGUGGAAAUACAGUGUGAAGCUCGACAUGGAGAUACACGCGUAAAUGGCACAGAGGCACAGUCACAGCAGACUCCUGCGCUGUCAGCCUUUCAUCCGGAGAAGUGGAUUAUCUGGAUUCGAACGUCCAUGAGACUCUCGGGAAUACUGGGAAUGAGAUUUUUUUUGUGGCUUUUUUAAACUUGGAUUUAUUGUUGUUUUUUGUUGUUAUUGAUCGUGAAAUAAGUUGAAGGAUUAGACACAAGGGGAGAAGAUGGGCAACAUAGAGAGCGUGGACGGCCAGUCGGAGAUGAUGAAGCAUCACAUCAUGCCCCUGAAGGUGCCCAUGCCGGACCCCAACGAGCUGGAGGAGAAGUUUGCCGUUGUUUUGAAUUCUAUGAACCUGCCUCCAGACAAAGCCCGGCUCCUCAGACAGUAUGACAAUGAGAAGAAAUGGGACCUGAUCUGCGACCAGGAGAGGUUUCAGGUGAAGAACCCGCCUCACACCUACAUCCAGAAGCUGCGAGGCUACUUAGACCCCGGAGUCACGCGCAAGAAGUUCCGCAGGCGGGUGCAGGAAUCUACAAAAGUCCUGAGGGAGCUGGAGAUAUCGCUGCGGACAAACCACAUUGGGUGGGUGAGGGAGUUCCUCAAUGAUGAGAACAGAGGUCUCGACGUCCUGGUGGAGUAUCUCUCCUUCGCUCAGUGUGCUGUCAUGUUGGAUUUUGAGGGUCUGGAGAAUGGUGAGGAAGGCUUCUUGGACAAGUCUAAGUCUUGGAGCAGGUCUAUAGAAGAUCUGCACCAUUCGGGCAGCCAACCCUUCUGCAACACACUGGUGCGCUCUGCCCGCCAGUCUGUCCUCCGCUAUGGCUCCGUCUCCACCACCAAAACCAUCAAGAACUCCCGCCUUGUGAGCCAGAAGGAUGAUGUGCACGUGUGCAUCAUGUGCCUGAGAGCAAUCAUGAACUACCAGUAUGGCUUCAAUAUGGUCAUGUCUCACGCACACGCAGUCAAUGAAAUUGCUCUCAGCUUGAACAAUAAGAACUCACGGACGAAAGCUUUGGUCCUUGAGCUGCUGGCUGCCGUCUGUCUGGUCCGAGGAGGUCACGAGAUCAUCCUUUCAGCAUUUGAUAACUUCAAAGAGGUGUGUAAGGAGAAGCAUCGCUUUGAGAGACUGAUGGACCACUUCCGCAGUGAGGAGGGAAACAUCGACUUCAUGGUUGCUUGCAUGCAGUUCGUCAACAUCGUGGUCCACUCGGUUGAGGACAUGAACUUCAGGGUCCAUCUGCAGUAUGAAUUCACCAAGCUGGGACUGGAUGAUUACCUGGAGAAAUGUAAACACACAGAGAGUGACAAGCUGUCGGUGCAGAUCCAGGCCUACCUGGACAACGUGUUCGACGUGGGGGGGCUGCUGGAGGAUGCAGAGACCAAGAAUGCGGCGCUGGAGAAGGUGGACGAACUGGAGGAGCACCUGUCCCAUGUGACGGAGCGGGUGCUGGAGGUUGAGAAUGAGACAAUGAUGAAAGUAGCUGAUCUGGAGAAGCUGCUCCUUCAGAAAGACAAGGACCUGCUAGCAAUCCGGGAGACGUACGAGUCGACCAACACCCAGGUCAACACCCUGAGGAGGGUGAUCAAGGAGAAGGACGCCGCCUUCCAGAGGUCCUUCAACAUCGAGAGGCGGCUGCUGGAGCUGGAGCAGCAGGGCACCAUCCGUUUGCACAAGAAGCCCGAUGGAGACAUUGCAAUCGAGCCGCUUGGUGUGGGUGGUGGUGGGGGGGGCACUGGCCUCGGGAUCCCUCUGGGUGACAUCGGGCAGCUGUCUCGGGUCCCGACAGCAGGGUGGACGGAACCGGGAGGGCCCGACACCAGUUUACCCCCAGCCAGUGAAGCACCCCCACCGCCUCCGCCGCCUCCACCACCUCCUCCUCCCCUGCCCUCAGCCUUAGGCGUCGGUCCACCAGCCCCACCACCGCUUCCUCCUCUGGCUCCACCUCUGCCAGAUGCUUGUCCCUCAGUUAUCCUGAGUUUGGGUCUGUCAGCCAUCAGAAUCAAGAAGCCCAUCAAGACGAAGUUCCGCCUGCCUGUGUUUAACUGGACGGCCCUGAAGCCCAAUCAGAUCAAUGGCACAGUCUUCAAUGAGAUUGAUGAUGAACGUGUGUUGGAGGAGCUGGAUGUGGAGAGGUUUGAGGAGCUCUUUAAAACCAGAGCCCAGGGUCCGAUUGUCGACCUCGCCUGCACAAAGAGCAAAGUGGCCCAGAAGACGGUGAACAAAGUCACUCUGCUGGAAGCCAAUCGCUCCAAGAACCUAGCCAUCACGCUGCGAAAGGCGAACAAGUCCUCAGAGGAGAUCUGCAAAGCAAUAGAGAAGUUUGACCUCAAGGCCUUACCGGUGGACUUCGUGGAGUGCCUGAUGCGCUUCCUGCCCACGGAGACGGAGGUCAAGGUGCUGCGUCAGUACGAGCGCGAGCGGCGGCCGCUGGACCAGCUGGCGGAGGAGGAUCGCUUCAUGUUGUUAUUCAGCAAGAUCGAGAGACUCACGCAGAGGAUGAACAUCAUCACCUUUGUCGGGAACUUUGCCGACAAUGUCAGCAUGCUCACGCCGCAGCUCAACGCAGUCAUCGCUUCUUCGGGAUCCGUCAAAUCCUCACCCAAGCUGAGGAGGGUGCUUGAGAUCAUCUUAGCUUUGGGGAACUACAUGAACAGCAGCAAGAGAGGAUGUGUCUAUGGCUUCAAAUUACAAAGUCUUGAUCUGCUGUUGGACACUAAGUCCACAGACAGAAAAAUGACGUUGCUCCACUACAUAGCUCUCAUCAUAAAAGAGAAAUUCCCUGAACUGGCUAACUUCUGCAACGAACUGCACUUUGUGGAGAAAGCUGCAGCGGUAUCUCUGGAAAAUGUGCUGCUGGAUGUGCGCGAGCUGGGGAAAGGCAUGGAGCUGAUCCGCAGGGAGUGCAGUCUCCACGACCACUCGGUCCUGAAAGGCUUCGUCCAGGCCAACGACUCACAGCUGGACAAGCUGCAGAAGGACGCCAAGACCGCCGAGGAAGCCUUCAACAAUGUGGUGAACUACUUCGGGGAGAGCGCCAAGACGACUCCGCCCGCCGUGUUCUUCCCCGUGUUUGUGCGCUUCAUCAGAGCCUACAAGGAUGCAGUGGUGGGAAACGAGCAGAGGAAGAAGCAGGAGGAAGCAAUGAGGGAAAAGUUAUUGGCUCAGGAGGCUAAACAGCAGGAACCUAAGGUCCAGGCCCAGAAGAAGAGGCAGCAGCAGGAGCUGAUCGCAGAGCUGCGCAAGCGGCAAGCCAAGGACCACCGGCCCGUGUAUGAGGGCAAGGACGGCACCAUUGAGGAUAUCAUUACAGAUCUUCGAAGCCAGCCCUUCCUGCGAGCUGAUGCGUUGAUCCGAAACGGUUGGAAGAGACCCUAAACCACUUAUUCAUCACUUAUCGCUCCCCUCCCCAUUUAAAACCCUCCUCCUCCCCCCUGUGUCCCGACGGUCCAUCUCAACCCUGAGGCUGCAGAUCACAAAGACUCAAAAUAAAAGGGAGGACAGGACAGCGCCCUUGUGUUAGCUGGGUAAUUUAUUUAUUUAUGGAGGCCAUUAACCGCCACUUUAAGCGAGCAAGGCGCCGUUCCGGGAGCACGUUGGUUUACUCCUCUCUCGCUGCACGUAUGAGACUUUCACUGCUCUGUUGGCGUCGAGGGCCUGACCAGUCGGAGCACAGGUGAGGUGAGGACUGACGGACCGCAGCGCAGACGGAAUUGUACUUUCACUAACAAGUGCCUGCCAACAUGUGGAUCUUAUUCCCGAGACCAUACAUUUCCUCCGAUGAUGCAGUCAUAGCAGGACUUCGACUGGGAGGCAGCCAAGGGAAGAUGCCAACCACGCUGCUGGGAUGUUUUGCCUCCAAGACACUUGCAAAAAAAGAAACCUUCCUCCAAAUCAGCGAGAAGCUACUCAACACAUCCAAUCACAACUUAAUACCGACAAUGUUUUAUUUAGAUUUCAAUCACAUGUAUCUCGGAGGAAAGGGCAUCUACAGUGCAGGUUCCUUAGGGACAAGCUAGCCAAACCAAACUUUCUUGAAUGUCUCAUGUUGUUGUUUUAAGAAGUGCCUUUUUUUUCCUGUGUAACCAGUGUUAUUUCUCAUGGUUCAGCCAUAAUAAGUUUAUUUUACACCCGUCAUUGGUUAAAUAUUGUAUUUUCAUUGCCUUGUACUUGUAACAUUAGCCUUAUAACACCGACAAUAAUAUGCAAAAAGUGGAAAUCUCCAGAUCUUAAGACACACCAGAAGAAGGAGAAUAAGGAUUUGAGGACUGCUCUUCUAUAUACCUUAAGUACAUCAAUGUCUUAAAGCUUCUUCGGAUUUGACUUGAGUCAUUAUGUUUCUGUGCCUUGUUAAAAACUGAAUGUUGAACGCCUUGACAACACUUCCUGUCAUACUUUGAAGUGACAUUAUGGAAGUGACACCUGUAUGAAGAAGCGGACUGCUGUAAGAGGCCUCGGAUGACGUUAACCUGCUAUAGAUGUGGUGAUGGAUGAAGGAUGUUUCCAAUCUUAAAGAGAUGUUAUGUGUGUGAAGAUUUGUCUUAUAUCCUAGAUGAGUUUCCUCCCAACAGCUGUUGAGACUUACAGCCCGUGUUGUAACUUAAGGGAGCGACACUUUGUACACUAAUUAAUUUGGCUUUCGUUGUAUGAGACACUAUUCUUUACAUUAAUGUACAUUGAAAUCAAGAAAUUUACUUUUUAGAAGAAAUGAUCCAUUAUAUUUGUCUAUUGACUGAAAGAUGACACUUUCCUUUUUAAUAAAUAAGAUGAAUUAUCUAACUUUAAGACCAAAGUAUA
Limanda limanda (common dab) is the source of this 4984-nucleotide messenger RNA. RefSeq names its product formin-like 3 (gene fmnl3). NCBI's taxonomy places the organism in Eukaryota, Metazoa, Chordata, Actinopteri, Pleuronectiformes, Pleuronectidae. Gene Ontology annotation, biological process: regulation of cell shape; cell migration; cortical actin cytoskeleton organization. The transcript is spliced from 25 exons. The record is from RefSeq and is a predicted model, not a curated record. The coding region runs from base 416 to 3565 and encodes 1049 amino acids. Gene Ontology annotation, cellular component: cytosol. Gene Ontology annotation, molecular function: actin filament binding; small GTPase binding.